This is a messenger RNA of Oldenlandia corymbosa var. corymbosa, 3295 nucleotides long. Lineage: Eukaryota; Viridiplantae; Streptophyta; Magnoliopsida; Gentianales; Rubiaceae. The record is from the annotation of a GenBank genome assembly.
CUCCUUUCUCCACGUGUCCUUGCAAAAAAACCCUGAAUCUGCAUUCUAUCAUUGAUCCCUUCUUUUGCUUAAGCAUCUGAAUUGUUCUUUUAUCGGUGUGUGAUCAUUUUGCCACGUGCAUUAUUAGCUGUUCAUAUAUUCGUGUCAUGAUUUUUCUUUGUUUUGGUGGCUGCCGCUUCGUGAUCUUGAUUUACUUUUCCAAAUUUGAGCGAAAAGAUUGAAUCUUUCUGCUGUAAGAUUCGACGUUUGGGUUUAAUAGUGCUUUGACUUUUGCCUUCAAGAGUUGUGAGGGUUUAUAGUUUUAUUCUGGUUGUGGGGUAUUCUCAACUCUCAAGUCACAUUGUGCUUAUAAUUGCCGGAUUGUGUCACUGAAGAAUUUUGAGGUUCAUUGGAUCUUGUGUGAUGUCUUGGGAUUAAAAAUUGCCAAAUCUUGAUUCAAGAGAAUGCAGAACGAAUAUGAGAUGUGUAGCAAAUAUCUGCGGCCAAGUUCUUUUAUUGCUCUGUAGUCAUACUUUGGCUGAAUGCGCAUUCAUGGUGUAAGAGUGGUUUCUGUUUGCGAUAGAAGUUGGAGGAUGUUAGAUGAUAGCCAUGCCAAGAGUGAUGUGAAUUAUAGGAAAAUGGAAGUGCUGUUUCGAUUAUGUUAUUAUCUAAUAUAGCUCAGGAAUCUUUGGAGUCUGAUGGAAGGGAUGCUUAUGGGUUUGCCGUGAGACCGCAGCAUUUACAAAGAUAUCGUGAAUAUGCUAAUAUAUACAAGGUUGAUUUCUUAUUUCCCAGUUUCACUUGAAUUGUUUGUAGUUAUGUACUAAGAUUUGCAGAGAAAUGGAAAAAAGAGACAUGCUCCUCAUGUUUUUUAUGUUGCACCUAAACUAAUUGAACAAAUUGGUUUCUUUAAACUUGCUAGUGUUCUAAGACAAGCCUGGAUAAUCAUUUCAUUUUUCCACAAUACUCCUUUUAGGAAGAAGAGGAGGAAAGGUCUGAGAGAUGGAAAGAUUUCUUACAACGACAAUCGGAGUCUGCUGAAUUGCCUAAGAAUGGAUUAUCUGGAGAUAACAAUGAUGUUCAGUAUCAAGCUGGAACUGAACAAGAGAGUGCUCAAGAGAGUACUGAUAUUGCUGACCAUAAGACCAGUUCUGACAGUUUGAUCCAAAAUGAAGAGGAAGGGGAGCCGCCAAAGCCCAGUGCUAGAGUCCAUGCUGUUCAAAUUUGGACUGAAAUAAGGCCGUCAUUGCUUCCGAUUGAGGAUAUGAUGAGUUGUCGUGUCAAAAAGACUACUGGUUCUGUGAAUAGUGAGCAAAUCGUUGAAGCAGGAAAUCCCUUGCCUAUUGAAGAGGCUCGACCAGCAAAAGGAGCAUCUGAAGAUGACUCUGAGGAAGAGUUCUAUGACUUGGAAAGAUCAGAAUCAGAUAUCCUUCAAGACGCGUCUCUAGCUGAUAGUGCUGGUGUCAUAGGUACAGAGACUGGUGGUGGCGGUUCCUUUCCUGAAUCUUUGCCUCCUUGGAAAGAAGAACUAGAGAUUCUUGUUCAAGGUGGCCUGCCGAUGGCUCUUAGGGGAGAGCUUUGGCAAGCCUUUGUUGGUGUGAAAGCGCGUCGUGUGGAGAAAUACUAUCAAAACUUGCUGGAGUCAAACACUAAAUCUGUCAAUGGAGAAAUGGCUUUGGAGGAGAGUGACAAAGAAUUAACUGUGGACUGUAUUCCUGAGAAAUGGAAAGGACAGAUUGAAAAGGAUCUACCUCGCACAUUUCCUGGUCAUCCCGCUUUGGAUGAAGAUGGCAGAAAUGCAUUGAGGCGAUUACUUACUGCCUAUGCUCGGCAUAAUCCCUCUGUGGGCUACUGUCAGGCAAUGAAUUUCUUUGCUGGUUUACUGUUACUACUGAUGCCUGAAGAAAAUGCAUUUUGGGCUUUACUGGGGAUUCUUGAUGACUAUUUUGAUGGGUACUAUUCAGAAGAAAUGAUAGAGUCGCAGGUUGACCAACUUGUCCUUGAGGAAUUGGUGCGCGAAAAAUUUCCAAAGCUGGUGAACCAUCUUGAUUAUUUGGGAGUGCAAGUAGCAUGGGUAACUGGACCCUGGUUCCUCACCAUUUUCAUGAAUAUGCUUCCAUGGGAAAGUGUUCUAAGGGUCUGGGAUGUACUUCUCUUUGAAGGAAACCGUGUGAUGCUCUUUCGGACAGCCCUUGCUUUAAUGGAAUUAUAUGGACCUGCCCUUGUCACUACUAAGGAUGCCGGCGAUGCAGUAACUUUACUUCAGUCUCUGGCUGGCUCAACGUUUGAUAGCAGUCAACUGGUUUUGACAGCAUGCAUGGCCUACCAAAAUGUUACUGAAGUCAGAUUAGAGGAACUAAGGAAUAAACAUAGGCCAUCUGUUAGGGCUGCUAUCGAGGAAAGGACAAAGGGACUGCAGGCCUGGAAGGAUUCUCAGGGAUUGGCGUCUAAGCUUUAUAGCUUCAAUCAUGAUCCUGGAUCUAUCAUUGUCGGGGCCAACAGAGCAGAUAAAGGGGGUAUUACUCAUAUGAACGGUAAUGCAUCUCCAUUGCAUGUUGAAUCUCCUACAAUGGGUCAGUUGUACACAGGCCUGACAAGUGAUGGGGUGAUUGAUUCUGUUCCAGAUCUUAAAGAACAGGUGGUUUGGCUUAAGGUUGAAUUAUGCAAGUUGCUGGAGGAAAAGAGAUCCGCUGAACUUCGAUCAGAGGAGUUGGAAACAGCUUUAAUGGAAAUGGUCAAGCAAGAUAAUCGACGGCAACUGAGUGCUAGAGUAGAGCAGUUAGAACGAGAACUUGCUGAACUUCGGCAGGCCCUUGCUGAUAAGCAAGAACAAGAAGCUGCUAUGCUUCAGGUUUUGAUGAGGGUUGAGCAGGAGCAAAAGGUUACUGAAGAUGCUCGGAGGUUCGCUGAACAGGAUGCAAAUGCUCAGAGAUAUGCUGCGCAAGUUCUUCAGGAAAAAUAUGAAGAAGCUAUUGCUUCCUUGGGUGAGAUGGAAAAAAGGGCAAUUAUGGCAGAAUCAAUGUUGGAGGCCACAUUGCAGUACCAGUCUGGACAACAUAAAGCACAACCUUCUCCUAGGUCUGUACAGCAAGAUUCCUCUCCAGUUCGAAGCAAUCAAGAAUCCUCUCAAGACAUCCCCAUGAGAAAGAUUAGUCUGCUAUCAAGACCAUUUGGGGGUUGGCGUGAUAAGAUGAAGGGAAAGUCAAGUAAUGCUGAGGAUACCAAUGAUGACAAAACAGCAAACUUGAAUGAGGAGCAGAAUACAAAUAACGAGCUGAAAGAAGCUAACGGGCAUCAGCUGGAUGAUAAGGUAUAG